Molecule: messenger RNA, 2031 nt
Organism: Chironomus riparius
Lineage: Eukaryota; Metazoa; Arthropoda; Insecta; Diptera; Chironomidae
Source: the annotation of a GenBank genome assembly
UUUUUUUUCGUAAUUAACAGUUAAUUGAAAGCGCUAUCCUACAAAAAAUAUGGCAGAUCCUUUGGGAGGCGAUCAAUUUGAUGUCGAAGCACUGGCAGAAGUGGAAGUUGAAAAGCUUUUGAAGCAGUACCGAACAAUUGAAGCGGAACGAUUAAAUUUUAUUGAAUUGCGGAAGAAAUCGGCAAGGAAAUACAAUAAAGUGUUGAAUAUAUUGGAUAAAGAGAAAAGCGAUUUACAAUAUAAACUUGAUAGCGAGCAAAAAGGCAUUCAUGCUCGUCGAGAUUCCGAUGCACAAAUAAAAAUAUUAAAUUUAAUGGACAAAAAGGAAAAGACAACUCAGGCGCUUUCAAAAAAGAAAAACGCUUUAAUGGAAUUGGAAGCUCGAUUUCAAAAGUUGUAUAAGGAGAUCUCAUCAGUAAGAGAUAAUGAAAUUACCGAGAGUUUAUACAAGGAAACAAUUUGUGAGAGCCGUAAAAGCGUUUUCAAAUUGGAAAAUCGACUAGAAGUUAUAACGAAACGUUCCGGAAGUGUGAUGGCAGAGAAUGCAAAGUUGAGAGAAAUUAUUGAUCAUAUGUUGCAGGAAAGAUCAAAUUUCAAUAUCAUGUGGCAGAAGAUGAUUAAUAAAUUGAAUUAUGGUAAACGUCACAUCAUGGAGCUCGUUGAGCAGGCAACAAAUGCUUUUGACCAGCGAGAAGAAUUAUGUACAAAACUCCAAAUUCUCAAGGAACGUGGACAAAAUGAUCGUUCUAAUCACGUUCAAGAGAUGAGAGAAUUACAAAGAAAAUUAGAUCACGACGCAAAAUUACAGGAAUUUUUGGCAGUGAAAGGGCAACAACGAUUGAAUACGGAACAAGAGGAACGUGAAGCUGAUAAGAAGAAGAAGCGAGUUGAGGAAAUGGAAAGGCAAUUUAACGAGUACGAUAAAAUAUUUCAACGAAUUAUUCUCUUAUCUGGCGAGAAAGACGUAGAUAAAAUCAUUUCAAAGUUCAUUAAGGAAGAAGAGGAAAAUUAUGCAUUGUUCAAUUAUGUCAAUGAAUUGAGUCACGAAAUCGAGCAAUUGAACGAGACUGUGCAACAGUUGCAAGAUAGCAUCGACGAGCAUAAAGAUUUGCAAGAGAUGAAAAAGCAUUCGCAAGAUGAUAACAUAGAUGUGUUAAAAGACGAGCUUUUGAAACAAAAGAAAUCUGCUGACGAUGCUAACAACUACAAGAAUGAGUGUGAGGCGAGAUUACAGGAAAUAUUGAGGGCCGUGGAGAGACUUUACAAACUUCUCAAAUGCGAUGAAGCUCCAAUCCUCUACCUAUUGGGAAAGGAGAAAAAGGUUUCAUUGAACAACGCAAAGCUCUUCCUCGGCAUUAUCGAUCGUAAAAUUCUUCAAAUGAUGAAUAACAUACAAUUUGUUGAGCCUUCAUCGAAAAUUCUUGGAAAAAAGGAUCGUGUGCCUGCGUUUAAUGUCAGAGAUUCCGCGAAGGCUUCAAAGAAUUGAACAACUUUUUUUAUCAUCCAUUGAAUAUUAAUCUUAAUUAUUUACAAUUUAAAUUAUGCAUGUAGGUUUUGAACAGUAGCUUAAGAAGUUAUUUUUGUACGAAACUUAAUAUUUAUAAAACAAUAUUAAUUGGACACAGCAGAUAGCUUAGAUCAUUGAAAGAAUUAUAACAAGCUACAAAAUCCGAGAAAAAUCUGUUCAGGUUCAGAUUUUAUUAUUACACGCUUUUAUUUAACUCACACUGUUUGUCUGAGUCAAAUCUUGUAAUCGAUUUUACGACCACUUUCACUGCUCCAAUAGAGCUCAAAUUUUAAAUGCACACGUAUUCUCGAUGACAAUACAAUAUUUUAACACUUUGGGACCACAAAAAUGCUUAAAUAUAAUUCAAUUUUAGUAAAACUUUUUUAUAUGGGAAAAAAAUCCAAUGUCAAUGAUAUAAAAUUUUGAUUUGUUUAAAAUAUUACACUUGAAAUACUCAACAGUCAUUUAUAAGAUUCAUUAUAGUUUAAUUAAUAUUACUAAUUAUUAAUUAUACUAUAAUUUUG